AUGACGGCCCAGAGUCGGGGUCUCCUGGCUGUGGUAGGCCCGGAGACGGGGUCUCCCAGCUGUGGGGUGACUGUGGGUCCAACAUGGGACCCAGCAUCAGCGGCCCAUCAGCGAGGUGAGCUAGUGACAAAGAGACCGGUGACUCCGACAUCAGUGGUUCAGAUUGUGGUCUGGGAACGGGAGAAUUUCCAGGGUCGGAGACAGGAGUUUACCAGCGAAUGCUCCAACAUCACACAGUAUGACUUCGACGACGUGCGCUCUAUCCGAGUGGAAAGUGGUGUCUGGGUUGGCUAUGAACAUCACGAUUUUGAGGGGCAGCAGUUUAUCCUGGAGCGCGGGGAGUAUUCCCGAUGGGAGGCUUGGAGUUGGAGUAAUUCCUAUCAUGUGGAGUGGAUGAUGUCCUUCAGACCUGUGUAUUGUGCGGACCACUCGGCCUCUUGUAUGGAAAUCUAUGAACGGGAGAACUUCAUGGGACUGCAUGCAGAUCUGUGUGAGGAUUACCCAUCUCUACAGGCCAUGGGCUGGUCUAACUGCAACGUGGGAUCCAUGUUUGUAAAGAGAGGGGCCUGGGUGUGUUACCAGUUCCUGGGUUACCGCGGUUAUCAGUACAUUAUGGAAUACGAUCGACACUCUGGAGAGUUCAAACACUGGAGGCAGUGGGGAUCGCACAGUCAGACUCCACAAAUCCAAUCUAUUCGCAGGAUCAUGCACUGA
Messenger RNA from Rhincodon typus (whale shark), 714 nucleotides. RefSeq names its product beta-crystallin A1-like. Gene Ontology annotation, molecular function: structural constituent of eye lens. Gene Ontology annotation, biological process: visual perception; lens development in camera-type eye. The record is from RefSeq and is a predicted model, not a curated record. NCBI's taxonomy places the organism in Eukaryota, Metazoa, Chordata, Chondrichthyes, Orectolobiformes, Rhincodontidae. Bases 1 to 714 code for a protein of 237 amino acids. The transcript is spliced from 6 exons.